AUGUCAGACACAAAGCCUGAUGUGGUGCAUCAAGGGUAUGUGAAUGGCACUGCGAAACCGAGCUUCCUGUCUCGUGUUGGUGCGCAUUUCAAGAAAUGGUGGUGGGUUCACGUUAUCAUCUUGAUUAUCUGCGUCUUGGUCGUCGUUCUUCCCCUCGUCUACGUUGGCUACCCUAGGAUUGCCCAGAACGAUGUGAACGAUUCCACUUUGAACGUCACUCAGCUGGUCUUCUCCGACCCAGCCCCGAACACCAUCCAUGUCAACCAGACCCAGGUCUUGGGCAACAAGGCCAUUUACCACCCAAAGAUCUUCGCCUUUAAUGCGUCGCUUGGCUUGGCAGGUGCUGCUGCGCCAGUUGCCUAUGUCAUGGUCCCUCAGAUCCAGGCCGAGGAUGGCGCGAUCAUCAAUGUCGACACUACGCUGCAGCUAUACAACCUAGAUGCGACCACCGAGUUUACCAAGGCUGUUUUGACAUCAGAAACUUUUUACUUGAACAUUUACGGAAAGCCGGAAUUGAAGGAAAUGGUUCUACCGACUAGCCAGGUAACAUUCAACAAGACCGUUCCCAUGAAAGGUCUCAACGGACUGAAGGGCUUCAGUCUUUCCGACGUCAGAAUCUCUCUCACCGCAUCUGCCGAUGGUACCAACAUGAACGGCACUGCCAACAUUCCUAACCCUGGUGUUGUCUCCGUUGCAAUGGGCAACGUGACACUACCAAUUUUCGUCAACGGCGCACAAAUCGGUACCUCGUACAUCAACGACCUCGUCCUCGUUCCUGGUAGUAACACCUACCAUGUCAAAUCCAUAAUCGACCAGGUCCAGGUCAUUGACCUGGUCCUUGGCUCCAAAGCCAAGUACCCCUCUGGCGUCAUUCCCCUUGACAUCAUCGGCAACCACAGCGAGUAUAACGGCCAAGAAAUCACUUACUACUCCGAAGCCCUCAAGAGCAACACCAUGUCGACGACUUUGAACGUGACCCAGGUGUUAGAUGAUUCGGGAUUGUCCGCAGUCGCAAGUGCUUUGGCAUCUUCUGGUUCCUCCUAA
Molecule: messenger RNA, 1044 nt
Organism: Talaromyces proteolyticus
Lineage: Eukaryota; Fungi; Ascomycota; Eurotiomycetes; Eurotiales; Trichocomaceae
Exons: 4
Coding region: 1-1044 (347 amino acids)
Cellular component (GO): fungal-type vacuole membrane
Source: RefSeq, a predicted model, not a curated record